Hyposmocoma kahamanoa is the source of this 1716-nucleotide messenger RNA. RefSeq names its product kelch domain-containing protein 3. Gene Ontology annotation, molecular function: protein binding; chromatin binding. NCBI's taxonomy places the organism in Eukaryota, Metazoa, Arthropoda, Insecta, Lepidoptera, Cosmopterigidae. Bases 205 to 1350 code for a protein of 381 amino acids. Gene Ontology annotation, cellular component: cytoplasm. The transcript has 6 exons. The record is from RefSeq and is a predicted model, not a curated record.
AGUAAAAAUCGAAGGAAGGGAUUCGAUACAAAAAGUAUCGAGUACUUACUCGUAUUUACUUGUAUCGAAUCGUCCCUAGACACUGUCUGUCUGUGCCAUCGAUUUUGCUGUAUUUGUGCUGGUUUUAGAGCGGUGCUCCUUCAAAUACUUGCAAAUCUUUGCACGAACGAACUGCUGAACGCAUCGAGGUCUUUAAGCGGAAACAUGCAGUGGACAGUGCACAUAGAAGGUGGACCAAGGAGAGUGAACCAUGCAGCAGUCUGCAUUGAAAACAAAAUCUACUCCUUCGGUGGCUACUGCUCAACUGAAGAAUAUAGAGAUUGGGCUCCAAUACCCAUUCAUGUUCUGGACACCACGACUCUCCGUUGGGCGCCUGUCAACUACAAACACAACAUGGUUGUGCCAUUCCAACGUUAUGGUCAUACUACAGUUGCUUAUGGACAUAAGGUGUAUAUGUGGGGUGGAAGGAAUAAUGCUGUAGCAUGUGAUACUCUCUCCUGUUUCGAUACCAAAGCUCUGGAAUGGAGUACACCUACUAUAAAUGGUAAUGCGCCAUAUGCUAAAGACGGUCACUCAGCUUGCAUUAUUGAAAACAAAAUGUUUAUUUUUGGAGGAUUUGAAUAUCUCACUGAUCAGUAUUCACAAGAAGUUCAUUAUUUGAACCUGGAUACUCUUGAAUGGAGUUUUAUUGUAGCCACAGGAACACCACCUUCUCACAGAGAUUUCCAUACAACUGUGGCUGUUGGAAGCAGAAUGUAUGUAUUUGGAGGGAGGGGUGAUCUGAAUAGCCCUUAUAAUUCUCAUGAGGAAGUGUACUGCCCAGAAGUAUACUAUUUAGAUAUUACUGAAGAAAAAUGGAUAGCAACCAAGCCAACUGGAACUUGGCCAGAAGGAAGACGCAGUCAUUCUGCUUGGUAUCAUAAUGGCUACAUGUACAUCUUUGGGGGCUACAAUGGCAACACGAAAGCACACUUUAAUGACAUUUAUAGAUAUUCAAUUCUUGACAACCAUUGGGAAUUCAUCGACGUGUUAGGUUCAGUUCCGUGUAAACGGCGCCGGCAAGCAUGUCUUUUGUAUGAUGACAAAGUUUAUUUAUUCGGGGGCACAAGUCCCUGCCCUCAUUCCAGCAAACGACCCCUGGUAGACAAUUCAGAUGAUAAUCCAGAAAGACUGAUUGACAACAGUGAUCUCCACAUCUUGGACUAUGCCCCCACUCUUAAAACAUUAUGCAUAUUGGCAGUGCUUGAAUAUAACUUAGACAUAACAGUACUUCCACGUGAUAUUAUAACUGACAUCCGAAUUAUGACUGUUCCAAACCGUAUAAGUAGACCUAUAAACCAAGCUGGGUGAAUAGUGUAUUUUGCCCAGUAGUGUUAUUGGGCAAAUUACUUUAUAGCAUUUUACUUAAAACUGACAGAAUCUCUAUUUACAUUGUAAUUUAUUUAUCUACACAUUAAAUGUCUUGGAACAUAAGGAUAAAUAGUACUCCUUAUUAGUAUUGGCUACUGUAUAGGUACCUGUAGUUCAUAAUCAAAGUAGACAAACAGUAUUGUAUGAUUGUAUAUGAAAUUUCAGAUGAAAUAGAUUAACUAGAAAAGACAAUGUAACAAAAUACUUUUUUAUUCAGUGAUCUUCUUUAACAAUAUGCUUCUGACGUUCAGCAACAAAUGGUACAGCUCCCGGCUUACUAUGGGCACGCCUAUUACCUUCUUUCCU